AUGCCAUCAGACAAAGAAUGCUGCAUUCCUGGAUGUAAGGAAACUAAAGUGCUUCAUGGAUUCCCAAACCCAGAAAAGGACAUACAGCGUUUCAACAUGUGGUUCAAUGCAAUUGGCGGAGAUCUUGUGGGCAUGGAUAAUAAGAGCAUAUUUAAGUAUCGCCGUGUGUGUCACACACAUUUUGAACUAAAAUACAAAUGUCGCUACGACAGAAUUAGCAAGAAUGCUGUACCAACAUUAAAUAUGCCAGGCGGACCAUGCACACUGAAUAGGGAGCCAUUGCAACAAAUUCAAGACCAGUUACAGUCACUACAAAUAACAUCAUCAAAUAUUUGCUGUGCCUGUUUAAGUGUUGAUAGAAAACUAACACCGUUAUGUAAUGUUGAAGAUGGUGUAAACAACUUGUUUUGCUUGGUUUCCUGUGACUCUGAAGCUUAUGAGGUACUAUGUGGCAAAGGAACUGACGAUUUGCAUAUUUGUUGGGAAUGUAAGGCUUUGAUGCAUCGUCUAAGUAAAUUUAGAGACCAGGCUUGCUUAGCUCAAAAGAAACUCUAUGGUACUAUUAAUGAAAUCCAAUGUUUAUCACAAUUGUCAACAUAUUUUCAAUCAGAUUACAAUGAUUGCAUAACCAACGAAGAUACAGCAGAUUACAUAGAAGCUAUAGAAAAUGCCACAGAUAAUGAACAAUUAGAAUAUAUAGAAAGUGACUGUGAUACAGAAUUCAUUCUCUCCAAUAUAGAAUCUGAGGUGGACAAAUUAGAUGAAGAAAUAGAAAAAGAUAAAAUUGACACAAUAGAAGAAAUCCCAGAUCCGGACGAUUUAAUCAAUGAAAUAAUUAUUGAUAAUAAUGUCAAUUUCACAACAAUUAAAAUGACUAAAAUGGAGAUGUUAGAGAGUUUGGAGCAAAGGAAAUGUGUUGAAAGUUUUCUUGAAGCGGAGUUCAAAUGUGAGUGGUGUGUUGAAGUGUAUAAAGAUGAAAUGGAACGACAUGUGCACAUAAGUGAGGCUCAUGCAAAGAAACCAAACCAUAUAAAAUGCGACAUAUGCACGACGUACGUCAGGAAGAGAUGGUUCCCGGAGCACAGGAGAGAUCACUACCUCAAGUUUCAUUGUCAUCUCUGUGACUUUGUCGCGUACAACCUGUUGGUUAUUUUGAGGCACUUGAAAAUUGGUCAUGCUGUUUGGAAUAUGCGCGGUCAAAUGAAAAAGCUGAGGAAGCGGUUGUACCUGAAGAGCCCCGGGCUGCGGCCGUGGGAGGCGGACGUGGCGCCCGACGCGCGCUCCACGCUCGGGUACAAGUGCUCCAAGUGCGACGAGGUGUUCCCAACAAGAAACAAGAGAACCCUGCACAUGCAGCGGUCACACAAUGACAGAAACAAAUGUUCCAUUUGUGGUAAAAUUUUUGCUGGAUCGUACAAUUUGAAGAAUCAUGAACACAUCCACAAGGGUACAAUGCCCAAACAGAUCUGUCCAAUAUGCGGCAAGUCCAUACGCCGCGACACCAUGAAGUACCACAUGAAGGUCCACUCCCAGAGGGAGGCCGCGGUGUGCGCGCCCUGCGGCAAGACCUUCGUGAGCGACUUCGGCUAUCAGAGGCAUCUGAGGUUCAGCGGGCAACAUGGUGACGCUUUAAGAAUACGAUGUCCAAUUUGCCUGAAAGGGUUUACGACGAAUAUGGACAGACGUGAUCAUGUGAACUACACGCACAGAGGCAUCACCAUACAUAAGUGUUCUAUCUGUGAUAAGGUGAUGUCGUCGGAGCGACUUCUGAAGCGCCAUCUUAGGUUCGCGCAUUUGGGGGAGAAGAAGGUCGUCCACAGAAGAACGUAUUUGUGUCCCGUUUGUGGACACGUGUGUCGGGACAGCACAGCGCUAAGAGAACACGAGUCUCUACACACCGGUAUAAAAACAUUCACGUGUGAACUGUGCGAUAAGAAGUUCAGGACUUGUAGCACUCUGUAUGGACAUAAACGAGCCGUACACAGAGUAGUGCGUAAGCCAAAACUGUUGAAACACAUCGAAAUGGAUAGCGGUGGGGCAGAGGAG
Messenger RNA from Brenthis ino (lesser marbled fritillary), 2046 nucleotides. NCBI's taxonomy places the organism in Eukaryota, Metazoa, Arthropoda, Insecta, Lepidoptera, Nymphalidae. The record is from the annotation of a GenBank genome assembly.